UGCAGUCGUUGCUUCAUUUAUGUAAAACGCUGCUCGCUCUGAAUGCCACUUCUCCACGACGCAACAAUGGACUUAAAAAGUUUAUUCGCACUCCUCUCUAUGGCCAUUUUGGUAAAGAGUCGUGCAGAAAUUCCAGAUUCGACCAAUGAUAAUGAGACUAUUCAGCCCUUUUCUUCAUCAAGCCUCUGUUUUGGCAGGUAUGACAACCUGCAAAAUGAAUUUUGCAACUUCAAAAUCAACAAUGUCGAAGAGAAACUUUCGGCUAAGCUAAAUGAGUGCGAUUAUGAACUGACAAGGUGGAAAAUAUCACUCCAAGAGCAACACAAAAAUUUCCAGGAUAAAAUUUCAGCCCAUAAAAAUGAGUGCGAUUUGGAGAUGAGGACUUUGAAGGAAUCGCUGCAACAGCAAAAUCUGACAUUUCAAGAGGAGCUGCUGGUGCAAAAUAACACCUGCGACUCAACUUUGAACAGUUUGAAAUCGGCGUGUGAACUGAGGGAGAUUUCACUACAAACAAAUUUGACUGCGGAGAGAAACCAAUGUGAUUCAAAUAUCAGCGACUUAAAAGCAGCGUUUCAAUUACAAUUGGAUGUGCUGCAAAAUAAUUGUUCAGCAUCCAGAGAUGCCUGCAAUUCCCAGAUAAAUCAGUUACAGAAUAUGUAUAAUAUUGACCUCGCGAAAAAGCAGACGGAAUGCGACUCAACAGUAGCAGCUUUAAAGAGUUCAUUUGCGCAACAGGAGAAAAUCUGGAUCGAGAGCCGAUUAUGCAGCGUUACAAUAAGAGAGAUAGCAAGGAGACGCUACGUAGACUGCAAAUUCCCAAAAGGCUCAGAAAAUUGGCUGCAACUGUCGACUGGCUUCUAUUACUUUUCCAAGCACCAUGAAGUGGUAAAUUGGCACGUGGCAGAUGCGAAUUGCAAAAUUAUGGGAAUGCAGCUGGCAACCAUUGAAACUGCACACGAAAAUAAUGUUGUUAUCAACCAUCUCAACACUCUAGGUGCACCAGAUAGGGCUAUGUUUUGGAUCUCGGGCACUGACCUGGGCGCUGAGGGAAGAUUCGUUUGGAGCACAACCGGGCAGCGAAUUGGCUUCUCGCAGUUUCACAGAGGACAACCGGACAACAUGCGCAGAAGGGAAAACUGUCUCCAGUACUACAAAGUGGGCUCCUUCGCUUGGAACGAUUACGAAUGUGACAAAGGCAGCAGAUACAUUUGCGAGCUGCAAUACUGAUUGUGAGCCUUUCAUUGCACUGCAGGAUUUAGAUUUUUUGUAGAUAGAUUGAAAAUGUGCUAGAUCAUGUUUGUGUUUAUCUGAAACUACUUUGAAUAAAAUAAUUCUUAACUAGAAGAGAUCUUUGAGAAAAAUUCCCUCAAGGUAUGAAGCAAUUAUGUAACUAACAUUAAAUUAUUGUUAAAUUAAUUAUGUUGUACGAAAUAAACUUUGGUUUUUGUUUUGCUCGAUUCUU
Molecule: messenger RNA, 1462 nt
Organism: Cloeon dipterum
Lineage: Eukaryota; Metazoa; Arthropoda; Insecta; Ephemeroptera; Baetidae
Product: low affinity immunoglobulin epsilon Fc receptor-like
Exons: 8
Coding region: 43-1227 (394 amino acids)
Source: RefSeq, a predicted model, not a curated record